GUUGACAAAAGCGUAAAAGCGGCGAUCGGAGCGGCGGCUAGGCCGUACAGUCAUGGCGGAGCACAAGGCGGCGAAAGCGGCCGACGCUUCAAACGUAGAGGAGGCGUCGUGGAGCGGCCUUUUGUCAGAGGUCUUCCUGAGCCCAUUGAACUUGGUCCUUGCCUCCAUAUGCAUAUACUUGAUAUACAAGAUAUUCUUCAGCAGACAACACAGCCGGAGCUCCGAAGUGAAGCGUGAGCCCGAGCUUCCUCGUAUGAAGAAGCGGGACAUGACUCUCGAGGAAAUUCGUAAAUACGACGGCACUGGCGAAGACGGCAGGGUACUCGUAGCCGUAAACGGAAAGGUUUUCGAUGUCACAAAAGGACGGCACUUCUACGGUCCAGGUGGGCCCUACCAUGCCUUUGCGGGCUACGACGCCUCCCGUGGUCUGGCCACUUUCUGUGUGGAGCGACCCAAGGACGGCUACGAUGACCUCUCUGACCUGAACCCAAUGGAGAUGGAGAGUGUGCGAGAGUGGGAGAUGCAGUUCACAGAGAAGUAUCACUAUGUGGGACGCCUGCUAAAACCGGGUGAAGAGCCAACUGAUUACUCUGAUGAAGAGGAGUCGUCUGCUGCUGACAGCCCUGCCAAGAAAGAUGCCGGCGAUCCGUCAGCUGCUGCCUCAGGGGGUGAUGCUAAGGCGCAUGCGGACUGAGCGGCCCCAUACAUACACACGUUGCUGCCUCUGCUGUCGCCCAACUGCCAUGGGAACAUGUUUUCAUUUUGUCACUGUUUGUUUGCUUCUCCAACAUGUGUGUAUAUGUGUGGCCAGGUUUCUUACAGCGUGCCUAGAGGAGCUCAUGCUGCUAUAAUUUGUCAAGACUUGGAGACAUGUGCCCUGUGUGGGCAUCCCAUCUUCAUCACACAAAAUUAUGAGAGAAUCAAUGUACCAUGGCAGGGACUGUCGGAACUGAUGUUUGCUCGACUAUUCUGCAUUUCUAAAGUGCAAACGAAGGUGGGUAUACUUUGGUAAUUUGAUGUAGAUAAAGGUUGCAGAUGGAGUAGACUUUACAAGAUGGUCCAACAUGAUAGCAAGGUGCCACUGCACUCUUGCUCUACUUGAAAUCGGUGGUGUGUGUACAUAUAUGCCACUUUCCAAGUGGAGACGUCUGCACUGUGGUGUCAUUCUGUGCUUUCCAUUGGCACUUCCAGAAGGGUGUAAUCUCUGCGAAUUUAAGCGGAUGUAGCUGUUGAGUUGAUUCCACGUCUUGAGCAGAUGUGCCUUUCUUUAGCUACAGCUCGAGGAAGCUCUGUGCCACUUAUGGUUGGCUCUCAUCUGCCUCUUUUGGCAAAGUUUGCAUGUGGUGCCGCUGCGAUUUUUGAUACAGCGAGCGGGACAGAGUGGUACGGUAAGGUACAGACUAACGUGUUAGUCAAUGGUUUAAAAGCUAAAGAUCAUUACAGACACAUAGGUGCAAACAUUUCUACACUCGCCAUGGCCUACUACCUACCACCAAGCACUUGGGAUCAUAUUUUACGCCUUACAAUCUCCAUGGACUGCAGCUGUAUGUCCAGGCCGCUGUGAACAGGAGUGCAUAAUUUGUUGUUCCUGGGUGCACUACAGCCAGCGAAAAAUUCAUGAUGGACUUGCAGUUUGGUAAUGCAGCACUCUGACCUGCCACUGUGUUGAUAAUUGCCAGUGCAGCAGCACUAAUGUGGCACCUUUUGAGGUCUCAUUGUGAGUGUUUUAAGUGAAUGCAUCUCUAUUUUUUUGAGCUGCCUCUUCCCUCACCCCACCGCAUUGAAGCUUUAUUGUACAAGCAGGGGAAAACUUGCCAAGAAUGCUGGGACGCUGCUGCCACUCCUACUGCACUUGAUGCACGAGUGCCCGUACAACAUGGCAGCUUCCUUAGUUUUCCCGUUUCCACAGUGGUGCACCAGCGCAUCACUGGGUUAACCCUGCGUCAGUACCUUAUCAAGUGUCGGUUUGGUCUUGCAUACGAAGAGCGAGAACUGAUUGUUUUUGUAUCUCGUCUUCCCAUUUCCACGCACAGACUUGUACAUAAUUAUUAAUUUCCUCAUGGGCAUGUCCUUAGUUCUGAAUUCUUUCUCUUUAUUUUAGAUGACAAUGGACGCAACUGUGGCUAUUAUCUGCAGUGUGUGUAUAGAAAAAGCUACUUGUGUGCAUGGUGGGUGUCUGUGUGAUUAAAAAGAAAUGUGGGAUAUUCAAAA
Messenger RNA from Dermacentor andersoni, 2211 nucleotides. Its product is annotated as membrane-associated progesterone receptor component 1-like. The record is from RefSeq and is a predicted model, not a curated record. Gene Ontology annotation, cellular component: endomembrane system; membrane; endoplasmic reticulum. NCBI's taxonomy places the organism in Eukaryota, Metazoa, Arthropoda, Arachnida, Ixodida, Ixodidae.